Molecule: messenger RNA, 669 nt
Organism: Acanthosepion pharaonis
Lineage: Eukaryota; Metazoa; Mollusca; Cephalopoda; Sepiida; Sepiidae
Source: the annotation of a GenBank genome assembly
AUGUCCUUUCACUCUUUUUUUUUCUUUUCUGUGAUCCCUUAUUUUUUAUUUCGCUUUGCACCUUUCCAUAAACGUUUCUUUCUUUUUGCAUUUUACCAUUUCUCUUUCUUCCUUUUUCUUCUCUUAUUUCCUUCUUUCCCCUUCUAUUUUUUCUUUUACAUGUCCUUGUUCUGCCAUUUUCUCUUCACUUUUUUUCAUUUUAUUUCCUCACUUUCCCUUUUAACCAUUUUUAUUCUUUCUGUUUUUCAUUUUUCUCCAUCCUUCAUUUUCAUUUUCUUUUUCCCUCUUUUUCAUUUUCUCUUUUUGCCCUUUUCUCCUUUUCUAUCUUUGUUCUUAACUUUUAUUCUUUUUAUUUAUUUCUUGUUUUUUCUUUUUCUUCUUCUUUCUUUUUCUUGCUCUAUCUGUACUUCUUGCUGUUUCCUUUUCCUUUCUUUUUUCACAUGCUACUUUCCCCUCUUUUCUUCUUUUUGCUUGCUUACUAUAUUUUUUUCUUUCUUUCUGUUGUUGUUUUUUGUAAUCUUCUAUUUGUCAAUCGUUCAUUCUUUUUUCUUUCAUUCCUCUUUUCAUAUAUUAGCGAUUAGCCACUCUAUUCUAUCAUUCUCGCUUCUUCCCUUCAUUCAUUUCCUUCUGUUCGUCUUUAUUUCAAAUUUAUUCAUUCAUUUAUCAUAA